AUGACUACGCCAAGUGGUACACCAAUUCAAAGUUCGACUCAAGACGUUGUCUGGAUUCAGAUAUAUGAAAACGAGAAACCAGAAAUGGAAUUGAUAAAGUAUUUCAAGGAUAAGACAGUUGAACAAAAUAUCAAGAUUUAUUGUGAAAGGUAUAAUUUAGUCGGUGAAUCACGCUAUGCUAUCCACUAUGCCAGUGAUGGAAGGUUGUUAACUAAUGAGAGCUCAAAAGAUUUAGAACAUGGUGAUAAACUUCAUUUACACAAAUCAUCGGAUGUAAUUGCUGAAGAGAUCUUUAACGGAUUAGUAGACUUGUCUGGAACUGUAGCAAAUAUUAAUCGAUUGGCAAUUUACGCUGGCCGAUCUAAAUUUGCUGAUGAAUUUACAAAACGUGGAGGUCUAACAAUAUUUCUGCAAAGAUUGGAAGAAUCAAUUCAGCAAGAUUGCUUUGCUUCUUUCCUCCAGUGUGUUCGAGGUUUAUGGCAACUUGGAAAAAUUAAUUGGAAUGAUAAAGCAAUCCAUAAAAUCAUUGAUAAAUGUGUAACCUAUAUUGAGCAAGCUGCUAAAAAUUCACCAAUAGCUGUAAAAAGCGUGGUGCAAUCAUUGGAAUUUUUUCAUGAUGGUGUAUCGAAAUACCCUGAUUUAUAUAAAGAAAUUAGCGAAAAAGUAUCAUAUGGGUUAUUAAAUCGUUGCUUAGAGUGGACUGAUGAUGAUAUCCAGAGUAGUUCAUUGGCUCUGAUUGUUGCUCUCUUAAAAGGAAAAGUUGACAGAAGUAGCUGGAAGGCAACCAGAGAAAUUAUCUAUAAAGAAGACAUUCGGGAUACAAUUGUCAAGAAUGUUAUCCGUCGAAGUGGUGGUAUAAGGGAAUUAAGGCAAAGCGAUUCCAAGAAAAGAAAGUCUCAACAGUUACUUGCUUUCCAGCAUUUGAUGUUGAAUACUCUAAUUGGACGCAUGUCAUUAUCUUCAAUAACACCUGAUAAGGUAAAGAGUAAACUGGAUCAGCUACGAAAAACAGUUCGCGAAGCAGGUGUCUAUGCUGUUGCUGGCGCUGAUGAAGAGAUUGAAAUGAAUAACGAAACGGAUUUCAAGAUCUUAGGCAGUAUGAAUCCAAGAGAUCCCACACUUGACUUGAACGAUGAACCAUCUGGUCUCUUGGCUUUAGAUAAUAUGAUUUUCUUCUCCAAUAAACAAAACGACAAUUUUAGGAAGUUUAUUUUGGAAAAUUGUGGAUGUAAUGAUAGUCAAGCUUGUCCAUUCAUGAAAUCAAGUAUUGCACUGACAAAGUUAUUAUGCAAUCUACUAAAAAUUGGAGAUGCAUCAUUUUCCUUAAAUGAGAAUGAUUCCUACAUCGAAGUAUUUUUCGAUUCCGAUACGGUUUUCGAGGAAUUAUUUUGCGUCUGUAUUCAAAUUUGGAGCAAGACAUGGAAAGAAAUGCAUGCUACUUCUGAAGAUUUUAACAAGGUUUUAAAUAUCGUUCAAGAGCAAAUUACAAGAAGUUUGCGUGAUAAUCCAACUACAAUUGAUAUCUUUAAGAUUACAAUAUCACGAUUGAACUUUAACCAAAUACUGAAGCUAUUACACUCUGAUAUUCAAGAUACGAUAGAAAAGAACUGCAAAGAGAAAGUUAUCAAAGAAUUAACUGGACGCUUGACACCUAAAAUUAAAGCUUUAAUAAAGCAGCAGCGUUUAAAUCAGUUAGUCAAAGGAGAAUUAUUUGUUAAAGCACUUAAAAAGGAGAGAGGAUAUCUUGCUAUGCGUCUUUCUCCAAAUUACAAAGUUCUACACUAUAAAGAAUUAGAAGACUCUAAUAUUCCGCAAUUAGAUGAAAUGUCCAAGAAAAUCCCUGUAACAGAUAUAACUGAAGUUAAAACUGAUAAUGAAGCUCAAAAAGGAAGAGGCCCAAAAUCGGCCUAUCAAUUGAAUAUUUACUAUAAAGAUGAAGAUAAUCAUAUUCAGGAGCUUAAUUUAGCUUGUAAUGGAGAAGCGACACACUCCAUAUGGUGCGACGGCAUUCUAUGUUUGCUAGGCAAAGAAAUGACGAGUGCGGAAGCUGAUAAUGAUUUUAACACGCUGAUCAAAAUGGAUAUCAGACUUCGACUGUUAGAGAUAGAAAAUGUCAAAUUACCAAAGCUGCCCCCACCUAUUCCUCCUGAACCGGAUAAUUUCAACUUUGUUGACGAAUAUUAUCAUUAG
Trichoplax adhaerens is the source of this 2190-nucleotide messenger RNA. RefSeq lists its product as uncharacterized. Gene Ontology annotation, cellular component: plasma membrane. The coding region runs from base 1 to 2190 and encodes 729 amino acids. Lineage: Eukaryota; Metazoa; Placozoa; Uniplacotomia; Trichoplacea; Trichoplacidae. The transcript has 25 exons. The record is from RefSeq and is a predicted model, not a curated record. Gene Ontology annotation, biological process: actin filament organization; cell motility.